Messenger RNA from Saccharomycopsis crataegensis, 918 nucleotides. RefSeq names its product Rtg1p (gene RTG1). The transcript has a single exon. Gene Ontology annotation, molecular function: DNA-binding transcription factor activity, RNA polymerase II-specific; RNA polymerase II cis-regulatory region sequence-specific DNA binding; protein dimerization activity. Gene Ontology annotation, biological process: regulation of transcription by RNA polymerase II. The record is from RefSeq and is a predicted model, not a curated record. Lineage: Eukaryota; Fungi; Ascomycota; Saccharomycetes; Ascoideales; Saccharomycopsidaceae. The coding region runs from base 1 to 918 and encodes 305 amino acids.
AUGGCUAGUUUUAAUAACAAUAAUGUAGGCGGACAAUUUGACAGUGCCAGCUUCACGAAUAAUAUCCCCUUAAAGAUAAAUGACACCAAUGAUGUGGUGUUCUCGCCAAAAAGCUACAAUAGCAUUGGUUCAAGAAGAGACUCCAAAGCAUUAUCGCGAACCGAAUCUGGGCAGACCGUCGAGCGGAAAAGAAGAGACAACAUCAAUGACAAAAUCCAGGAAUUGGGAACCAUUAUCCCUUCCAAAUUUUUCGAAUCAAACAAAGAUAAAUCUUCGGGAACCAAGGAUGGCAAGCCAAACAAGGGACAGGUGCUAUCGAAAUCUAUCGAGUACAUUGAAUUCUUACAGGACAAGAUUGACGAAAAUAACAAGAAAGAAAUCGAAUUGUUGAUCAUCUUGAAGAAAUUGGAGGAAUUGAAAAAAGUGCCCGAUCAUUUAAAGCCUUCAAAAACUUUGUUUAGGCAUACCAGUGCCGAAGUAGCGUUGCAAAAUAUCGGGGUGGGACCAUUAGCAGAAAGUAAUCCUGCCAGCACUGGCAAAAAUACCCCUAGUGUAUCGAACUCGAGAAUGAACUCGCCAGGGGUAGUGGUGGUUAAUGGUAAUAAUGGUAUGAAUCGGAAAAAUAACGGCACAAUCAAUGAAGAAAAUAUUAAUCAUAGAAAUAAUGAUCACAACAACAACAACAAUAAUAAUAAUAUUCCCGGCACAAGCAACAAUGAGAGAUUGUCAAUAGGAAGCGUGGGAAGCCCGUUGGUGCAAAUCAAUAGCACGAACGAUAGCAAUUCGAAUAUGCCAUCCCCGGGACCAAAUAACAUGGAUCCGAAUGUGAUGUCGUUUUCAAAUGCCGAUAAUAUGGGGUUUGAUGGUAUUUUAAAAAGUGAGAACUUUGAUAAUUUUGGGUUCAACUUUGACCAGUGA